CAAAUUGGUUUAAACUAGCUAGUAAAUACGAUAUUGGAUAUUGAAUAUUCAAUGUGCAACCUUUUGACACGUACGCUACAUGUCGAAAAUAUCUUUUAAAAUUACUUUAACAUCUGACCCCAACUUACCUUUUAAAGUACUCAAAGUUCCUGAAAGUGCACCUUUUACUGCUGUUCUGAAGUUCGCUGCAGAGGAGUUUAGUGUUCCAGCUGCGACAAGCGCAAUCAUCACGGAUGAUGGAAUAGGUAUAAACCCCCAACAAACUGCAGGUGAAGUGUUUUUGAAGCAUGGGUCAGAAUUACGAUUAAUCCCUAGAGAUCGUGUCGGUAAUCUGUGAUAUUUUUAUACGGUGUGUUGGAUGACUUUUCGUACUUUUGAUUUGUGGUCACUUUGUUGUAUGUCUUCUCUGUAUUUACUAAUAUCAAAAUGAUUGUAUUGCUAUUUCCAAAUAUAUUUAAAUGCUGAUGAUUUAUUUACCCUUCUUUAAAUCUACUGUUUUGUGUAGAUGUGUAAAAUAAGCGUUUUGAUGCUGUUA
Messenger RNA from Trichobilharzia szidati, 535 nucleotides. Lineage: Eukaryota; Metazoa; Platyhelminthes; Trematoda; Strigeidida; Schistosomatidae. The record is from the annotation of a GenBank genome assembly.